Molecule: messenger RNA, 591 nt
Organism: Entamoeba invadens IP1
Lineage: Eukaryota; Evosea; Mastigamoebida; Endamoebidae
Exons: 2
Coding region: 1-591 (196 amino acids)
Cellular component (GO): cytoplasm; microtubule cytoskeleton
Molecular function (GO): GTPase activity; GTP binding
Source: RefSeq, a predicted model, not a curated record
AUGGGAAAUUAUUUAGAUUCAUCACAACCACAAAAACAAAUAAAUCUACUUGUAACGGGUCUUAAUAAUUCAGGAAAAAGAACAGCCAUACAAAUGUAUUGUGAAGCAAAUGGUUUUAAUUAUGAUCAACGAAUUAAUAAUUUUCAAAUAAUUCAAAACUUGGAAUUUUCCACAUUUAAAGUAUUGUUAAUAGAUUUGGGCGGCAAUGAAAGAACUGAACCAAUAAUAAAAAGAACAACAAACCAUUGUGGAGCUAUAUUAUACACAAUAGAUAUUUACGACGUUGAAAGAAAAAAACAAACGAAACGGGAAUUGAAAAGAAUUCUUAAUAUAAAAGAAAUACAAAGCACACCAAUUUUGUUGGUAUUUACAAAAACCGAUUUAAAACCAAAUUUUACUUUUAAAGAAAUAAUUAAAUAUUUCGAAUUAGACACUAUUAAAAAUAGAGUCUGGUCUUUUGUAUUGAUUAAUAAAAAUAAUGCAGAUGGAAUAAACAAAGGAUUCGAGUGGAUAAAAAAACGUGGAAUAACUAUAUUGAAAAACCUUAUCUGCACUUUUGAGAAACUGUACAAAAAUAUUAAAACGUUCUAA